UCAGCGGACAAUGAUACAAAUAACAUCUAGAGAGCGAGCUAUUUGAACGAUUUAUUAUUUCGUUGAUGCGCGUGUCCGAGAAAAGCCCGUUUCCCCCUGUACAAUUUGGAGUGCGCGCUCCCGCCGUAAGUUUUGAUCACUUCUGCACCGGAGGAAGGUCGAGACUCCGCACAUUUCCUAACGGAGGAUGACGCUCUCCUGCCUGAUGGCUGCGGAGUUGGCUCUGUAUGCGAGCUGUUUCGUAUGUGGGAUCGUAACAGCCGCAUCACUCGCCAUCACACAGGGUAAUCUCGGCGGUCUGUGCAUGCUGUAUGGCACGGUGGAUUUCAACAACCUGACCCAAACCAUCACAGCCACUGUGUCCAGCCCAGCGUCCCUGUGCUACUUUGUGUCGGCCAUUUCUGUGAUUGUCGCGGUCACCUGCUUCACCCUGUCACUGUACUGGCUCUACUCCUGCUGUAUCGAUGGAAGCAUGCAAAGGACGCGUGUGUGGACGACCCUCACCCUGGGUCUGUGUGGGGUCUUCCUCUUCUUCCUCCUCAUCUCCGGCUGCAUUCUGAAGAUCGGCCGCGACUCCCUCUGCAGCUCCAUCGUGAAGGCUGUGGACAAGAUCACCAGCUGUGAGCAGGCCCAGGGGGCCACAUGGGCCACUGCGUUUGACGGACACCAGUUCUACAUCAGACUACACAAUGCUGAGACGGCGGUGUGGGUGAACUUCUUCCUUUGGAUCAUUGCCGGCGGCCUGCUGGUCUUCCAGAUUUGCCUGGACCGUAGCCCCACGGCGGUGGAAGGGUUUGGGGGCGGGGCCGGGAGCGGGUUUGGGGGCGGGGCCGGGGGCGGGUCAGCCGGAGAAAACAAACCGCUGUUCAGUCACGAACCCUCCCAGAAUAACCAUCACACACCCACAGGAGACUUUUAUGACUAAAGAAGUCUUACCAAAGUCCGGACGCAUGGUGACUUCUUUAUUGUUUGCCUAACCAAGUGUAUUUCUGCCUGACUCCUAGGACGGUUCACCCAUAUUCAGUUACCUUUUUUUUGUAACUGAAAAUGGAUGUGUGUUUCUGGCGAUCUUUUUGAAACUGGUUAUUUUCUAGGUGUUCCCACAAAAUAGAUUCUCUUCUAUUGGGGUAUUCUAGAACAGAAGACAUUUCGUGUAUCUCUUUAAUUUCAAAUAAGAUAGAAAAAAGUACUGCUAGCCACUCCUACCAGCACAGACAAAGUUCUGACCAAUUGUAUUUAAAAUGUAUUUUGUGUUCUAUUCUAUUCUAUAUUAAGAGUUGUUAACUGUGAAAUUGUAAUAAAAUAUGAUGCUAAAAUAAU
Molecule: messenger RNA, 1320 nt
Organism: Gadus morhua (Atlantic cod)
Lineage: Eukaryota; Metazoa; Chordata; Actinopteri; Gadiformes; Gadidae
Gene: tmem179ba
Product: transmembrane protein 179Ba
Exons: 5
Coding region: 188-925 (245 amino acids)
Source: RefSeq, a predicted model, not a curated record